Molecule: messenger RNA, 2757 nt
Organism: Vespa mandarinia (Asian giant hornet)
Lineage: Eukaryota; Metazoa; Arthropoda; Insecta; Hymenoptera; Vespidae
Biological process (GO): neurogenesis
Cellular component (GO): cytosol; P-body
Molecular function (GO): protein binding
Source: RefSeq, a predicted model, not a curated record
GGGAGGGAGGGAGGGAGGGAGAGAGAGAGAGAGAGAGAGAGAAAGAGAGAGAGAAGAGAAAGAAAAAAUCCAAAUCUGUCCGCGUCCAAAUCGAACGUAUCGAAUCGAACGGUUCUGAUUUUAUGAUCCGCGCUCCUGCAUAUUAUUGUUUUUGAUUUCAGUCGAUGAUGAAGUUGAUGCUUCUCGACGUGUAUAUAUUUUUACAAACGGUACUGUGCUCAAUAUAUUGGGCUUUUUUUGACGAGAAACAGCGUAAAAUAUUUUCAAGACAGAGUAUCAACGACUUCGGAAAAAUGACGUAAUGGUGUACGCGACAGACAAGAUGGCGGUGGCAUUCUGUGCAUAGACCGAUAUACAAGCUUUUACAUCGUCUAAACGUUACGUUGGUCGAAAAAUUGGUUAAUUCGAGAAGACAAGCUUUUUCGGUAACAAAGUUACACGGACAAAACGUAGAAAUCUUUCUUCGUUACUAUUUAUCGUUUGUUAUUAUGGAAAAGUCUAUAGUUUUCCCGCGCGUAUUUUGACGAUCGUAGGUACAGCCUACGCAUUUUUUUGGCAUCGUUUAUGUGAUAUUCCGUAUUUAUAGCGACGGGAGACGUCGCGUAAGAAUAGAGAUGGGUCUACCUUGUGACUGGCAGAUCAGCAAGCAAAAGAUAUCCGAACGUGGUAGAUAUUUGCUUGAGACAGGACAAUGGUCAGACUGCAAAUUUAUCGUUGGUCAAGAACCCCAUCAGGAAACAUUGAAAGGACAUAAAUUGUUUUUGGCAAUGUCUAGUCCGGUAUUUGAAGCUAUGUUUUACGGAGGUAUGGCAGAAAAGAAUGAUCCUAUACAGAUACGCGAUGUCCAACCGGAUGCAUUCAAGGCACUAUUAGAGUAUAUAUAUACGGAUCGCGUUAAUCUUGGUUCAUUUGAACUUGCCUGUGAAUUAUGCUAUUGCGCAAAAAAAUACAUGUUGCCGUCCUUGGUGGAAGAAUGUAUGCAAUAUCUAUGGUUCGAUUUGUCGCCAAAGAUAGCUUGUAGAGCCUAUGAGUUUGCAAAACUUUUUGAAGAACCUGUGCUCAUGGAAAAGUGUUUACAAAUAAUAUGCACUAAAACAAAUGAGGUUUUAGAGGAACCUAGUUGGGAAGAAGUAGAAUUGGGUACAGUAAUUACUGUAUUAGAACAAGUUGAUCUAGAGAUUAAUUCAGAACUUGAUUUGUUUACUGCUGUUGAACGAUGGGCUAAGGCAGAAUGUGCAAGAAAGUCGCUUGAUCCAACUGAUGGAAAGUCUUUGAAGUCUGUAAUUGGUAAUGCUUUAUCAAAAAUUAGAUUUUUAACUUUGACACCGCAAGAAUUUGCUGAAAGUCCAGGAAUGUCUCCAUUGUUAACUCAAGACGAAGCUUUUGCUAUUUUAAUGAAUAUAUUAUGCACAGAAAAUAAAGCACCAUUACCCGAAGGAUUUUCCAGUGAUACGCACAAUAGGGCAAAACCAUUGAUGAAAGCACAGUCGGCACAUUUUUGUCCAUCUAAGCACAGACGGGUGUCCACUCCACAUACCAAUUCGUUUAGUUCAUGUACAUUUUGGCCCUCAACGUCUCUACACUACCAAUUAUCUUAUAAUAAUGAAGGAGAAGGUGGUAGUAAUACUUUACACAAUGCACCACCAAUGGUAGUCGAAGGAGGAACAAGAAAAGAUUCUGGAAAUUUAAGUCAAACGAAUAAUCCAUCUACAGUUAUAAUUGAAGGUGGAAUUCGUGAGGGACCAAAGUAUUAUUGUCUUCGAGCGAUAGCCCAUCAAACGGACUGCCUUAAUAGCAAUGUUUUAGAUUGUUCUGUGGCAUUUAGUGUGGACAAAAACAUUUGUGUUAUGGGUGUGCAAGUACCAACACAAAUUGCAACUGUGGCAAGUAAUUUACAUCAAAAUUCAGAUCCUGAUACGUCAUAUACAGAAAUACUGUAUGCUCAUCUUUUAGAUUCUGAUGGCAGUCGUUUAACGUACACACAUUUUACUACUAAAGUAAAUGUUGGAACACUCGUGGAAAUUACAUUUAAUCGACCUGUUUACAUCCAAAAACACAAGAUUUAUCGCGUGGGUGUAGUCUUUAACAAAGUUGGUUGGUAUCCAAUGGGACUCUGCACGCAACAUAUGACCUGUGAUUCUGUAUUCUUUUCAUUUGGAAUCGGUAAUACUGAUCACAGUGUCAGAGAUGGUCUCAUUCGUUCGAUUGUGUUCACUUAUUAACGUCAACGAUCAAAUCGUGUGUCGUUAAAAAAUUUUAAAUACGUAUUUUGGAUUUGUGAUAAGACAAAUGUCUACCCUAUUCUGUUAUGUAUAUUACAUUGUUAUUUUAUCUUUUAAAUUUGAUUUCAAUCAUCAUAAGAAUAUUGGAAACGUAAGAAAUUGUACAAAUAAUACUCAUUGGUUCUAGUUAUAAAAAAAGUAGUGAUGGACAAAUUGUAAUUUAAUCGUUUCCUAAUAACAUGUAAUUAAUUGUAUUGAAAGCUAUAAUAAGGAAACUUAGUGUACGUAUUUAGAAUUAGGUUUGCCAUUUCACACUGACAAAUUAAUAUAAAUACGACUAAGAAAAAUACACAAUUAAAUAUUAUGUUGUGAAUAAUCUGGAAAUAAUUGAAUUAUAACUUGUUCAACAGAGAAGGAAAAUCUGUGUACAAACAAACUUUUUUUAACUUAUAUGAAAAUAUCAAGUUUUCUGUACAAAAACAAACCUGGAUUUUACGGUUUAAAUACCCUUAUUAAAGAUUCAAUCGCAUAUAAA